Messenger RNA from Phycomyces blakesleeanus NRRL 1555(-), 1413 nucleotides. RefSeq lists its product as hypothetical. Gene Ontology annotation, molecular function: guanyl-nucleotide exchange factor activity. The transcript is spliced from 2 exons. Lineage: Eukaryota; Fungi; Mucoromycota; Mucoromycetes; Mucorales; Phycomycetaceae. The coding region runs from base 1 to 1413 and encodes 470 amino acids. The record is from RefSeq and is a predicted model, not a curated record. Gene Ontology annotation, cellular component: Golgi to plasma membrane transport vesicle; cell tip. Gene Ontology annotation, biological process: exocytosis.
AUGGACCUCUGUGACGUUGAUGAGGCUAAUAGCACAGUCACCAAAUGCAACCAUUGUAACCGCAUUUGUCUCACCAACGACGAACACAAAGCCCUCGUAUCGCAAACAGAUGAAAUAAGAGACCUCAAACAACAAUUAAAGUCGCAGACCGAAGCAUUCGAACGACUCCAACUCGACAUUUCGACACUCAACAAAAAAUACGUUGCCGCAAUCGAACGUGUAGCCGAUGUCCAACAUGAGAAAGACCUCGUCGAGCACGAGCUAGAAGAACUCAGCCGCAAGCUAUUUGAGGAAGCCAACGGCAUGGUUGCUACCGAGAAACGAGAAAAAUGGGAACUCGAGAACCAGCUACGCCAAACACAGGAAUAUCUUGUUUCUGAGCAGUCUCAGCUUACAGAACUCAAAGAACGUAUGCAGGCCAUGUUGGUGUCCGAAGACCUCUCACCAGCCCAAAACCAGAACGAUCCUCGAACAAGAGCACAAAAUGAUCUUCAGGAACUGUACGGUGUAAAACGAGCCAGUACAAACCCUACUCUCUAUCGCAAGAACAUUUCUUCCGACCCUACCCAACGUGUUACAUCUAUGCCACCCCUUCAGUCGCAACCUAGAAUACAACGUAUGGUAACAAUAGACGAGUUUCAGCUCAACAAGUUUCAAGAAUACAUCAACUCUAGUCGGUCGGUCUCGGUUAAAAAACUUUCGCAGUUUGCCUAUUUAAAAUAUUGCCAGGCAGAAGAUAUCGAGCCUUGCCUACGGUUCGGACCCCAGUCGCGUCUUUCGGUCAAGAAAAUGAUGGAUUACCUGAUGCGACAACCAUGUUUUAUCGAGCAGAUGCCCUUGGACGACAAUGUGGCACCAAAAUCUACACUUGUAACCCCAAUUUCCAUAACCACUCAACGCCCUCUCUGGGAACGUUUUUCAAAUUCCAAGAUUCUGGAUGGCGGAUGUUCGGCUUGCGGACGAUCGGCCGGUCAGGACUGUGCACUCAAAUAUCGCUUUAAGCUAGAUUCAAGUGAUCCUUGGCUACCAAUUGACGAAUAUUGUAGAGACCGUUUGGUAGCUGUGUGUGAGUUCUAUGUAUUUCUUAGAAAUAUACAACUUGGACUUUAUUCGGAUCGUCCGGUUCAAGACCUGUAUGCUGAAAACAUUAGACUUCGGCUACAGAUGUUCUAUUCUCGUAUGGGUGCAUUACCGGUGAUGCUGGAAGGCAUGGGCAUGUCUCCUGAUACAAUCGGAAAGGCUUCUGUGCCAUUGGAAACCCUGGCUACAAUUCCAGAUGAUGCUUAUACAUCUGAUACUUCAGCGUCGUCUGGCCCUUGUACACCUAUUCGGACUAACCUUAGCAUCCUUUCAUCUGUUGCUUAUCAAAAUGAACCUUGGGCGCUGGAUUCGUCUCAAUCUCAACCUCCUUAA